Andrographis paniculata is the source of this 1334-nucleotide messenger RNA. RefSeq names its product protein trichome birefringence-like 3. Gene Ontology annotation, cellular component: Golgi apparatus. Bases 62 to 1312 code for a protein of 416 amino acids. Lineage: Eukaryota; Viridiplantae; Streptophyta; Magnoliopsida; Lamiales; Acanthaceae. The record is from RefSeq and is a predicted model, not a curated record. Gene Ontology annotation, molecular function: O-acetyltransferase activity. The transcript is spliced from 5 exons.
GUUUCCCAAGUGAAAAAAACAUGUCCUAAUCCCAAUCUGCUCUCCCAUUGUCUUUCUUUCAAUGGCUCCAAAUCCGACCAGACUGAAGAUCCCCUUGUCAGCAAUAACCACAGUUGUCUUCACAUUCGCCGUCGUCGUCGUCAUCCUCUUCGGCGAAAGCAUAAGUUCCGUCACCUCGGGCGCCAUUUUCGGGCUCAAGAAGUCCUGCGCCAGAAGGAUUUCAAUUUCAGGCGUAGUCGACGAAGCUGAUCGGGUUGGAUUUGAUCCCGAUGAGUGCAGCCUAGUGCACGGAAAAUGGGUGUUCGAUCGUUCUAUCAAGCCAUUGUAUUCGGACAGGACAUGUCCGUAUCUGGACAGGCAAGUGUCGUGUGUCAAGAAUGGGAGGCCGGACUCCGAUUACAGGCACUGGCAAUGGCAGCCCGACGAAUGCGCCUUGCCGGAAUUUGAUGCUCCGGCAGUGCUGCAGAAGCUUAGAGGUAAGAGGCUGAUGUUCGUCGGGGACUCGUUGCAGAGAGAGCAAUGGCAAUCCUUCGUUUGUCUUGUCGAACAUGUAAUACCCGAAAAACAAAAGUCGAUGCAACGUGGCCGAAUGCAUAGUGUCUUCAAAGCCAAGAAGUUUGACGCCACGAUCGAAUUCUAUUGGGCUCCGUUCUUGAUCGAGUCGAAUUCGGAUGAAAAGAUAGUGAUGGAUCCAACCAAGAGAAUAAUGAGAGUUGAUUCAAUUGAAAACCAUGCCAAGAAUUGGAAAGGAGUAGACAUUUUUGUGUUCAACACCUACGUUUGGUGGAUGAGUGGCCUCAAGACCAAGUCUUUAUGGGGUUCUUUCGCCAAUGGCGAGCAAGGGUACGAGGAAUUGGAGACACGUGUUGCCUACAGGAUAGGACUCAAGACAUGGGCCAAUUGGGUCGAUUCUAACGUCGAUCCCGACAGGACUCGAGUGUUCUUCACCACACUGUCCCCAAUCCACCACAGGAGUGCAGAUUGGGGGAAUGUGAAUGGGACGAAAUGCUAUAAGGAGACGAAGCCGGUGGAGAAGAGAGGGCAUUGGGGGAGCGGAUCGAACAAAGAGAUUAUGUCCGUUGUGGCCGAUGUUGUAAGGAAGAUGAAGGUCCCUGUAACGUUGAUAAACAUCACCCAAUUGUCGGAAUACAGAAUCGAUGCCCACACGUCGAUCUACACAGAGCUCGGAGGGAAGCUGCUGACGGAUGAACAGAAGGAGGAUCCAUUGCAUUAUGCCGAUUGUGUGCACUGGUGCUUGCCUGGAGUUCCCGACACUUGGAAUCGAAUAUUGUUCGCAUAUUUGAUGUUGUAGUGAAGGGAGAUUAUCAAUUUAU